This is a messenger RNA of Paramecium pentaurelia, 288 nucleotides long. NCBI's taxonomy places the organism in Eukaryota, Ciliophora, Oligohymenophorea, Peniculida, Parameciidae. The record is from the annotation of a GenBank genome assembly.
AUGAAUUAUCAGAGGAAAUCAUAACAAUAUGUUAAAAUAAAAUGUGAGUUUCAGUUUCCUCAAAAGUUAAGAAUUAUUUUGCUGGUUAUAAUAAUGGUAAAUGUUUAAGAGAUGAAAUUUAUACAAUAAGAGGAUCAUUUUAUUUCGUAUGGUGUGGAAUAGGAUAUUCUAUAAAAUUAUAUCUAAUUGAAUUAAAUUCUUUAAAAAUCUAGCUUAUAAUAGAGUUAAUAGAUUUUAGAGGUUUCAAGUUUAUUUAAAAUUCUAAAAUACAGAAACUAAAAUUUAUGA